This is a messenger RNA of Mollisia scopiformis, 756 nucleotides long. RefSeq lists its product as uncharacterized. NCBI's taxonomy places the organism in Eukaryota, Fungi, Ascomycota, Leotiomycetes, Helotiales, Mollisiaceae. The record is from RefSeq and is a predicted model, not a curated record. Bases 160 to 756 code for a protein of 198 amino acids. The transcript is spliced from 2 exons.
AUAGUCGGUAAGGAGCACUUCACUUUUCUAUAUAGCCGUGCAAGGGACAAGGCGUUUUCGAAAAGAAAUAUCACCAGCGCCUGGGCUGCAACUGGUUUGUUUCCGCUCAACCGAGAUAGAGUUCUUAAGCAUACCCCGAAACCUCCUACUCAAGUGGUUAUGCCGGGACCGGAUGAGAUAAGGACGGAUUCUAGUCUAAUAGACGAAAUACCACAAACGCCUACAACACCAGUUUCAGCAGAGGCUUUUAUGUCGUUGCAUAGCAUGAUCCAACAAGACACUUCUAAUGAGACGUGCAUGACUCGGGUACAGAGGCGUGUACAGAAACUUGCCAAUGCCAGCCAGAAAGCUAUAGCAUACUGUGCCCUACUCGAACAUGAAAAGCAACUAUUAAAGAAAAUAAAUAACAAAGCCAAAGUUCGAAGAUCGACCCAGUCAACUAUACUUGGGAAAAGCCAGGGGAAAGUAAUAAGCUUUGAGGAUAUCGAAGCAGCACGAGCAGCGCGUGCUGCGAAGGAUAUCGUCAAAGGCAAGGGAAAACGUGGCCGGAAGCAACUAAAAACAAAGCCAAAACCCGAGCCAGAAAUGAUACAGGCUGCGAAAAAAGUCAAAAAGAACACCAGGAGACUUACUCCAAAGCGCACGAGUAUUACAAAGGCAGAUCUGCCAAAACCAACGCCAGAGGCAAAGCCAGUAAAACUGACUCAAGACAUCCCCCCAGUAACAUGGAGCGCACCGGUUGCGCGGAUGUAUUAG